GACGCUUUAUAAAGCUUCUCUUGGUAUUAAGAUACUUUAUUAAUUCUAAGUUCAAUUUCCUCGUGUAUAUUUUAUCAGUAUACAAUGACAUUCGUUGUAAUUUUAGUCACCAUUAUUAUUCUUGGUUCAAUCGGCAAUAUCAUCUCAAUAUUGAUAUGGAAAUAUGGCAAAACGAGCAAAACAACAAACUGUAAAACAUACAUGUGGACUUUAGCUCUCAAUGAUUUGUUUAUUCUGUUAAUGUUGGGAACUGAGUAUGCUUUUUUUACGUCAGGAUAUUAUUUACGUAAUAAACAUGAUUGGAUUUGUAAACCUGUUCUUUUCUUUGGGAUGUUUUCACCACAAGUUUCAGCGUGGAUAACGGUUAUGAUCGCAGUGGAACGAAUGCUAUACGUUUGUGUCCCUCUUAAAAUGUACAAAAGCAAUGUAAAAAGACGUUCUAUUAUUGCUAUUUGCUGUAUUAUACUGUUUUCGUUUGCUUUGAAUGUAUACGUUCUGAGUACGGCUUCAAUCAUAGUGUCCAAUGAAAAUAAAACUAACUGCUAUCUAAAUAUUAAUGAUGUUAAUAAAUUUGACUUCAAGUUGUUGGAUGCCAUAUCGUACGGUAUUUUCACAUUCCUACUGCCUUUGAUAUUGAUAACAAGCAGUAACAUUAUCACAUUGGUAGCCAUUUGUGUAUGGAAGCGAAUAUCCCAAGAAAGGACACGUCAACAAAGGAGCAUAAAAAAUAUAACAAGGAUCGUCAUAUCGAUAAGUUUACUGCACUGCAUUUCAACAUGUCCAUACGCUGCUUUCAUGUACACACUUAACAUUGCAUCGACCACGCUUUUGCAAUAUCAAAAUCUAAUUUAUAUUUGCUAUUUUUUGAACAGUGGAUUGAACUGCGCGCUUUACUGUUUGUUUGAAGAAAGUUUUCGAAAUGAUUUAAAGGAGUCUAUCACACGUUUAUUAAAUGUUUUUGGACUAAAGUAGCUUUUUACAAGAGGAGAAAUGACUUUAAAAUAUUAUCAGAUAGAACCACCAUUGUUGACAAAACAAAUAAAGCCGUAGUAAUAUGAGAGACCUAAUUAAAGGUACAUAAGGUACAUCACAUAUUACUUAAGACUGAGCUGUAAAUUUUGUUAAAUAACCGUUUCGAUUACAGAUAUUCACAUUCAUUUAAUGAAGUGUAAAAGUUCUCUUUUGGGUCAAUGAACAAAAGAAAUUGUUGGGAAAGUCUCACAAGCUUUGAUAUCUUAAAUGAUCACCGCGGAGGUAAUAUGUUUCGAAUUUGCGUACCAUUUGAAGUAUAACUUCAAAAUUACUUGUGUGUGUGUUUGUGUGUGUGUGUGUUUUUUUGUUUUGUUUUUUUUUCAAAUCGUACACCAGCUCAGUUUUUUUUUCAGAAUAAUCAUCUUGAUUGUUAAAUUGACCAAAAUAUGAAAAGCAACUAAACUUUUUUGUUUUACAUCAAAUCGUGCCAAGAAUCAUACACAAUAUUCGUACGAUUUGAAUUUAAUCAUGAGUUGUUUUUUUAUUACUAUCUUUUACACGUUUUUCAAGUUCACCAAGAAUAUACUAUUGAAGAGCAUGAUAAGCUCACACGCUUCAAUGUUACAAUGAAUUAAGGAAAAUAUCUUUGCUUCCUCAAAUAUUCAAUAGAUUAGGAAAGAGGAAUGCAACACAUAAAAAUUCUUUUACAUGCCACGAAAUCCUCAAUUAUUCAAACAUCUUGCAAUUUCAACUGUUAAAGCUGGAGCAAUGGUAAUAAGAACAAUCAAUUUUGAAAUUAAUAUUUUUAAAGCAGCAUGCCUCCAGAUUCACGCCGAUUUCAUAAAAAUUUUGAAAAUGUUUUUUAAAAGUAAAAUACUGUGAAGUGAACAAAGAAAGUAAUUUACACAUUGCAAACGGCACUUACAAUCCACGUACAUUACCAAAGGAAAUUAAAAUAUACUUAUAUACCCCUUACUGCGUUAGUAACGCAGUUGAAAGAUAGUGAUUGAUACUGCAAAAUCAAUCAUUAAUCACACAUAACAUGUACAUUGUAAAUGAUUAAUUAAAUAUUGAAUAUUUUUACUUUUUCUUAAGAUCUUAAUACAUUUUUCUAAAGAUUGAAUUCCUAGAAAUAUUUUUACUCAUCUUGAGGUGUGCAGCUUUAAAGAUCCUGUAUAUUGUAAUAAAGGAUGUAACAACAGUUAAGUAAAUCUUUAUAUAUGUAUAUAAUUAUUCUUCUUAAACAUCAAAAGAUAUGUUAAGAUGUGUACUGCAAAUUUUUAUCCGCAUUAUAUGUAUUAAUUAGAUGUAUGAAAGAUUCAAUUAUUGAUCUGAAAUGUCGCUCUAUGCGUGAUAAUCUUAUGUUUUUUGGAAUACCCGAGGGCAAAUUACAGUCAAAAGCACCGUUAACAGAUAUGGGUCAUGAAGUAGUUCGUACGGAGGUCAUAGGUGAUCAAUAUCUAGGACGUGGUGAAACCACAUCAGCAUGGGCAAACAGUGACGUAACGGAUGAGGCCAGUCAGUCAACGACAUCGUCUGCAAUACCGGAUAUGACGUCAGGUUUUAAUCAUGAAAAUUGUGAAGCCAAAAUAAUAGAUUUGUGUAGAAAUGUUCAGAAAAUUUCGGAAGUUGAUAGCAAAUACAGAUUGAAAGGGCUCAUAGAAUUGGGAAAUUUGUUCACGGCAAAGAACGUUCAAUCGUGGUUAAGCUAAAAAAACCGACUCAAAGCUUGUGAUUAAAAACGCGAUAAAACAUGUAAAAUUAAAAUACAGUAAUUAUAAUGUAGCUGAGCAGUAUCCCUUAGAAGUGAAAGAGAGAAGAAAGGCUUUUAUACCGGAAAUGAUCGAGGCCAGAAAGCAGGGCAAAAGAGCAGUAUUAGUGCGUGAUAAACUCUAUAUGAACAAUAAAUUGUUCGAUCCGCAAUCUCGUGGACUACCAAAUUUCUAGGACAGACGCGAAAAGUAUGCUUUAUCUAUUGUAUCGUGGAAUAUUGAAGGUUUAGGUAACUGUUCAAGUGAUGAAGACUUUUUGAAUUUUGUUGUAAAUUUUGAUAAUGUUUUCUUAUGUGAAACUUGGCAAAAAAUCUAUAAUGUGUACGAAAUAGAUGGGUAUGAAUGCAUUUCAGUUCCCCGACCUGAAAGCUUAAACUCAAAAAGAGGUCACGGGGUGUAUGUUUAUUUUAAAGAAGUCAUUUAAAAAGUGGUAUGACAGUAUCUGAAAUAGACAAUAGUGGUGUUAUAUGGAUUAAACUGUGUAAAUCUUUUUUCAAUUUAGAUAGUGAUGUUUACCUUUGUUGUUUAUAUAUCCCGCCCAGUAAUUCUAUAUAUUUUACCAUGCACGAAGAAGGUUUUUUUGAAUUAUUAGAAAGAGGCGUGAGAAAGUACAUUCUUUUAGAUUGGCGAUGUAAACGCUAGAUGUGGCGGUAAGAAUAAUUUUAUUCAAAAAUGUUCGCACUAUGAUAAAUUUAUUUCUGUAAUUGAUCAAAAUAGCGACGAUGAUGAUUAUCGAUUUGUUAAUAUCCCUUGUAGAUUUUUAAUGGACCCUGUUGUAAAUACAUCUGGAAAUCGAUUAUUAGAAAUAUGUCAAAGCAGUAAUUAAUAUUUAUUUUAAUAAUUGAAAUAAAAUAAAACGACUAUGAGUAACAUUUUCAUAUUUAAUUUUGUUAUAUGUAUAUGACUCAUACAUGAACGCUUCAACAAUGUUAUUGCAAACAAUAAAGCAAUAUCGCACUAAAUACAAUUCAAGGUUGGAUUGUUU
Ruditapes philippinarum (Manila clam) is the source of this 3729-nucleotide messenger RNA. Its product is annotated as delta-type opioid receptor-like. The record is from RefSeq and is a predicted model, not a curated record. NCBI's taxonomy places the organism in Eukaryota, Metazoa, Mollusca, Bivalvia, Venerida, Veneridae. Gene Ontology annotation, cellular component: plasma membrane. Gene Ontology annotation, molecular function: G protein-coupled receptor activity. The coding region runs from base 85 to 972 and encodes 295 amino acids. Gene Ontology annotation, biological process: G protein-coupled receptor signaling pathway. The transcript has a single exon.